Molecule: messenger RNA, 450 nt
Organism: Akanthomyces muscarius
Lineage: Eukaryota; Fungi; Ascomycota; Sordariomycetes; Hypocreales; Cordycipitaceae
Exons: 1
Coding region: 1-450 (149 amino acids)
Source: RefSeq, a predicted model, not a curated record
AUGAAGUACUCCGUCGUCUUCCUCGGCCUCGCCACCACCGCUCUCGCCCAGGGCAACAUCAUCUCUAGCGCCAUUGGUGGUGCCAGCAGCCUCAUCUCCAGCGGCGGCGGCGGCCUUGUCUCCUCGGCCUCCGACGCCGUCUCCAGCCUGCUCCCGGGCGGCAGCAGCAGCUCCUCCGCCAGCGCCACAAGCUCUGGCCAGGCCUCUUCCACCAGCUCCUCUUCUGGCGCCACUCCCACCAUGACGUCUUCUUCGUCUGGUGCCGCCGGCGGCAGCAGCAGCAGCAGCAGCCGCGCUUCUUCCAGCUCGUCCGCUAGCAAGAGCUCCUCCAGCUCCGGCAGCGCUGGCGCUUCCUCCUCCAGCAGCUCCUCCCAGAACGCCGCUCCCACCAACGGCGCCAACUACCUGGUUCCCGUUGCUGGUCUCGCCGCUGCCGUUGCCAUGCUGUAA